UUAUUGUGUGUCGUGAAAAAUCGGUAAUCCACCCCAACAAAAAAGCGAUAUAAAGUGAGAAAUUAUUGUAGAAAUUUGUUAAUUGCUAACGGUUUAUUGCAAAAGUGACGCUUGUCACUUCAAAUGUUUUUUGCAUUGUUAUUUCACCUGUGUAUGUAACUGUGAGAGGGGGUGGCAGUGAAGUGAAUAAAAAUGUGUAUUUUACAGUUAGGAUAUUUGAGAAUUUAAGAAAGUGCCAGCAAAACAAAAGCAAUUACAUAAAUAACAAAUAUUUUAAGGUGACCGGCAUAAAAUUGGACCAACUAAUGUGCAAAGUUCGUCAAAUUUGGAGAAUUCGUAGAAAUUAAAUUAUAUGAAGAUUAUUUGUGAAUUGAGCGAAGGUGGCUGGGGCAGUUAUUGACCGGUUUGAAAAUACUUACAGUUUCUCAAUAGCUCAACAAUUCUUUUGCUGUUAUCCAUUGUAAAAUUAAACAAACGAUGAAGCUUCUUACUAUGAAGAUAGGCAAAGACCUAGAGAAGAGAGAAAAAUAGACCGAAAUUAUUCAUUUCUGUUACUAAAUCUUUCUACAAUCACUUAACUACUUUGUGCUAUUUAAAGAUCUCACUUAUAAACUAUUUCAAAGACAACAAUACAAAUAUUACCAUCUGAUCAAAUUUGACCCGCACUGACAAAAAACUACAUCUUUCUUAAAUCUUUAAAAUAGGCUGUUUCCGUCUCUUGUAGAAUGUUUUUGCAUAAUGUAAAAAAAUAUUCUUAAUUUCAGAAAAAUCAAUUAUCAUUAAUUUUAGCACAUCUUAAAGACUAUACCGGGCAUCUGUUCCGGCUCGUGAAAGGUGAAACGAAUGGCGCUAAUACGCUGCUGUUUCGAACCAGUUGAAUUACCAGAAUUUUUCGACACUUUUGUACAGAAAUGUACGGAUCCAACAUGUUGCUGUGGUUGUUGCUCAGCGCUACGCCCGCGCUACAAACGGCUGGUGGAUAAUAUAUUUCCUGUAAAUCCUGAAGAUGGACUUGUCAAAUCUGACAUGGAGAAGUUAACAUUCUACUCUCUAAGAUUCCCAGAUAAACUAGAUCGUAUUGGUGAAUAUCUGUAUCAAAAAGCUAGUAAGGACAUAAAUCGCAAGCGUUACAAAUUUGUAGAAAUUGCCAUGGAGGCCAUGGAUUUACUGCUGCAAGCUUGUCAUGCACAGACUACAUUGAACUUGUUCGUUGAGUCUUUUUUGCGUAUGGUACAAAAGUUAUUGGAAGACACUUACCCCAAUCUACAAAUUAUGGCCACCAAUUCGUUCGUAAAGUUCGCAAAUAUUAACGAGGACACACCUUCGUACCAUCGGCGUUAUGAUUUCUUUAUAUCAAAAUUCUCCGCUAUGUGUCACGGCAACCACGAUAAUAUUGAAUUGCGCGAUAGUAUACGCCUAGCUGGUAUUAAAGGUUUGCAGGGUGUCAUACGAAAGACUGUCUCCGAUGAUUUGGUUGAGAACAUAUGGGACAAAGUGCAUAUGGAAAAAAUUGUACCGUCAUUGCUGUUCAACAUGCAGUUUUGCGUGAACGUUUUAUUUGUGAAGAAAAGUUUAAUUGCGUCCGGCGAUUUAACACCCGUUGAAGACGCCACACACGUCACACCACCAGUACUAGCCGAAGAAGUGCUACGCGAACUCGUUGGACGUGCAUCUUUCGGCCAUAUACGCAGUGUUUUGAAGCCACUGCUUACCCAUUUGGACCGCCACGAAUUGUGGGUGCCAAACACAUUCGCCAUACACUCCUUUCGCAUUGUAAUGAUCUCCAUACAGCCGCAGUAUUCAUAUACAGUUGUGGAGACUUUAAUGCAACAUUUGGACAACAAUUUCAAGUCAUCGCCGAAGACACGCACAUCUUUGGCUGUUGUACUAUCCAAGAUAAUAGCGAUCGCUGCUGGCGAAAGUGUCGGUCCCUCUGCAUUGGACAUUAUCAAUAAUUUGCUAACACACUUGCGUACUAGCGUCAGCACCACCACAGAAAUUACCAACGAGGAAUCGCAAUAUCAAGAGGCACUCAUUAAUGCGCUUGGCGAAUUCGCUAAUCAUCAUCCCGAUUAUCAAAAAAUCGAAAUCAUGCUAUUCAUUAUGAAUACGGUGCCCGAUUUGUCGAAGAAAAGCAAAGGCGAUCAAAUGUUGCAGAAUAUACUUUUGAAAUCGCUACUGAAAGUUGGUACACAAUACAGCACCGUUUCAUUCGAAAAAGCCUUCCCGGCAUCUUUCUUACAACCGUUACUGAAGAUGGCACGCGCACCACAUGAUCCGACACGUGUCAUCGUUAUGCAGAUCUUCCAGGCCCUACUAGAUCGCCAUCAAAACGAAAAAGUGCUCAGUCACCUGACCGUGAAGCCUUACGCAGCUUUGUCGCAGGAGCCACCAUCGCGCUCGGACAUCAUAUUCACACAUAAAUAUGGCGCAAAUAUAAUGCAGGCUCUCAUCGACAGUAUGGCUCUGUCGGAUCGUGUUGAAUCGCUUGCAUCCAGCUACAAUACGGCAGCUUUGCUUAUUGUCGAAAUGGCUUGUGGCGAGACCGUGCAAGAAUUCUUGCUCUUCAUUUUGGGCAUUCAACAGGUCGCUCUCACCGCUGAUUUGGAAUUAGAAGUAGUGCAUAAAUGCAAUUUACAUUGUAUUGCCAUCGCUUUGUUGUCUUUGAUUUCGCGCGUUACCGGCGUAAAUAACUUGCUUGAAUAUGCGCAGAAAAUAAUCGAUGCACGAAAAGAGGAGGCACCAUAUUUUCUGCCACCCUUAUUGGAUCCCAAAAAGACGGGUACUACGAAAAUGAAUCUAAACCUACCCCACCUGAGCAUCGAUAAAAUCGCGCUGGCCGAAAGUCUACAAAAUGCCGGCAUGGACUCGAAUCGCUUGCAGACCGGCACGCCAUAUGCGCUGAAUCAAACCGACAAUCCAGCCCACCGUCACUCCUGGGUCGACACUGUUAGCAAUCCACAGUUGGCGCAGCGCAAUAGUUCCGCAGAUUUGACGGCAUACAAUGCCGACGGCGAUAGCGUUACAAGUUCACCAGGCGUCUCUAAGAAAAUUCUUGCGCCCGAAUACAAUUUUGAGGCCAUGAAACGUGCAUUGGCUGAACCCUCCGAGGCGAUGAAACGCGAACAGCGCGAAAAGCAGUUGCAAAUAGUACGCACAUUUCGUGAGGGCAACUUUGAGGAUUUGGUGCGGUGCACAGAGCCAAAACAUGAUCUUAUACAAAAUCGCCUAAAUGAUCUGUUUAACUCGCUGGCCGUAGAGCGUCAGAUAACACAAAGCGACAUUAAAACGCAGCAGCUGCAAGCAGAAAAACCGAUUUACGAGACGAACUUUCCCGAAUUGUUCUAUUAUUAAUUUAUGACAAGCAUGUAUAUAUAUACUUGUAUUAUAUAUAUCCAUAUUAUAUAAUAUUAUGUCCAUUAUAACGAUUUACUCGCAUAGCGAUUUGCUAAUAAUUAACGCUGGGUGCGUUAAAAUGCUCCCAUGAUAUAUUUAAUAUGUCUUCUCGCUUGCAAAAAUGUUUAAAACAAAUAAGUGUUCAAUAUAGUUGUUGCAAUAUACAGUUAACCCUUUUUAAUGCUUUUAAUUGUUAAUCAAGUUUGUAAUAGUAUUGGCAUAGUUUAGUUAUUGAUACUAUUUGCUUAUAUUAUAUACUCGUAUAGUAUAUCGUAUUGUAUAUUUAUUUUGGCAUUAACUAAUUAUGAAUAGUUAUUAUUUUAUUGCUUGUAGUUAUAAAAAAUUUUGCGGAAUUAUAUUGGAGUAUGAGAAAUUUGGUAAACCACAUAAAA
This is a messenger RNA of Bactrocera oleae (olive fruit fly), 3788 nucleotides long. NCBI's taxonomy places the organism in Eukaryota, Metazoa, Arthropoda, Insecta, Diptera, Tephritidae. The record is from RefSeq and is a predicted model, not a curated record.